Messenger RNA from Patiria miniata (bat star), 1411 nucleotides. RefSeq names its product phospholipase A2 AP-PLA2-I-like. Gene Ontology annotation, biological process: lipid catabolic process; phospholipid metabolic process; arachidonate secretion. The transcript has 5 exons. The coding region runs from base 316 to 834 and encodes 172 amino acids. The record is from RefSeq and is a predicted model, not a curated record. NCBI's taxonomy places the organism in Eukaryota, Metazoa, Echinodermata, Asteroidea, Valvatida, Asterinidae. Gene Ontology annotation, molecular function: phospholipid binding; calcium ion binding.
ACGCUUGUCCACAUUACUGAAGACACAACGGUCAAAACGCAGUCUUGUUGUGCAUGAUUAAUCGCCAAAUCUGCUCGCAUAAUAAUAGACCCUUGCAGUGCAAGGGGAUGGUAUUCCAUAUUCCAUAGACUAAAUUUAGGGUAUACGAUGUCUCGAAGUUCAAGUUGCAAUGUGUUUCUUCGUCAGAUGCUGUGUAGAACACGAUAACUGUUACAAAAGAGCUGUAACGAAAGACAUCUGCAGGGUCUGGGAUACCUAUGCAGUUUGGUACAAAUUUGAGGAAAACACUGACGCGUCUGGAAAGUGCUCAAUCAAAUGCAAUCAGUUGCAAUGAAGGCUUUUAGUUUUACACGCAUUGUGCUUAUGGUGUGCGUGGGCUGCGUCUUCCCAGUUGAAGCGGUGCCGAUUGGUCCUGAGAGCGUGGUCGGGUUCGGUGAGAUUGUUAUGUGCUUGGGGGAUCUGGGCUUUUCCGAAGGGUUGGCUUACGACGGCUACGGCUGUUACUGCGGCAUAGGAGGCCAGGGCACACCGGUGGAUGAAACCGACAGUUGCUGUCAAGAGCACGAUGACUGUUACGGUAGAGCUGUAACAGCGGAGGGCAACUGCAAUACCUUGGAAACCUACGCCAUUCCGUACAGCUAUACAAAAUACACUGAUGAAUCUGGAAAAUGUGCCAUCAAAUGCAAGGCAGAGGCUGACUACCCUUGGUAUUCCAUCAAUCCCAAAUGCGAAGCCUUCAUGUGUGAAUGUGACCGCAUGGGGGCGCAGUGCUUCGCUGACAAAAGGUCUUCAUAUAACCACGACUUCGUCGACUAUGACAAAAACAGCUGCUAAAUACUGAGACAUCUUCCUGAGGUUGCACCGAAACAGAGUGAUUUCAAAUUCGGAGAUAGCCUAUCAGGGAUUAGUUCUUAGCUUGUAUAAUUGAUUGUUUAAAUUUGGUUUACCUAUGGUUGAAACGUAAUUGUUCGGCCUCAGUUGGAAAUUGAUUAACCAAUAUGAUUAACCAAUACAAAUUUUCCGCAAGACAUUUAACAAAUGCCUCUGACGGCAACUACAGAUGAGCAUUUUUUAAGCUUUCUUAUGAUUCCAUUGAGAUAUUGUUACGGUACGGGCUGUGAGAUUGUCUUGACUCCAAAUGCUGCACGCUCGGCCAUUUUGUAUGUAGUUGCAACAAACGGAUAACCGCAAUUCCCGCCCAAUCAUUUCACUGUGAAUGUAAUUAAAAAAAAUUGUUCAAAAAAAUUGAGCAUAAAAAGGGGCCCUUUACACUAAUGCUCAUGAGAUUUUAUAUAAAGACUCCAUCUAUUUCUUUGGAAAGAAAGGCUAAAAUUACACGGAUUAAAUACAAAUCGUCUUUAAACUUAUCGUAAUGUUGAGGAAAUUAAAAGAGUAGACAUAGGUAACCGCA